AAAGCCGCCGUCUCUCCCUUUACCGUCCUCUGACAGCGCCCGCGGCGAAGCAGGUCCCUUCCGUUCGAGCCACAGGCGCGGUCCUCGGGCCGCGUGAGCAGACGUGUGGCCAGACCCCACUGAUGAUAGCCGCUGAACAAGGCAGCCUGGAAAUCGUGAAAGAAUUAAUUAAGAAUGGAGCUAAUUGCGAUCUGGAAGAUUUGGAUAACUGGACAGCCCUGAUCUCGGCAUCGAAGGAAGGGCACAUGCACAUCGUGGAAGAACUGCUGAAAUGCGGGGCCAACCUGGAGCACCGCGACAUGGGAGGAUGGACCGCUCUCAUGUGGGCGUGUUACAAAGGCCGCACCGAAGUGGUCGACUUGCUGCUUUCUCACGGUGCCAAUCCGAGUGUCACCGGUUUGCAGUACAGUGUCUACCCCAUUAUCUGGGCAGCAGGGAGAGGCCACGCCGAUAUAGUGCAUCUUUUACUGCAGAAUGGUGCUAAAGUCAACUGCUCUGAUAAGGUGGGGCGACUGGCCUCUGGGGCAGCGCCUCACGUGGACCACGUCGUCAAAGUCAGGCACGGCUUCUCGUGCGCUUCGGAUGAAUGCUACUCCUCGAGUGGGGACACUGUGUUGAUUGGCGCUGUCAGAGGUGGUCACGUGGAAAUUGUUCGAGCGCUUCUCCAGAAAUAUGCUGAUAUAGACAUCAGAGGACAGGACAACAAAACCGCUUUGUACUGGGCUGUGGAGAAAGGCAAUGCGACGAUGGUGAGAGACAUCUUACAGUGCAACCCUGACACCGAGAUCUGCACCAAGGACGGCGAGACCCCACUUAUAAAGGCCACCAAGAUGAGGAAUAUCGAAGUGGUGGAGCUGCUGCUGGAUAAAGGGGCGAAGGUGUCGGCCGUAGACAAGAAAGGAGACACGCCUUUGCAUAUUGCUAUUCGUGGGAGGAGUCGGAAGCUGGCAGAACUUCUCUUGAGGAAUCCCAAGGACGGAAGGUUACUUUAUAGACCCAACAAGGCAGGCGAGACUCCCUACAACAUUGACUGCAGCCAUCAGAAAAGUAUCUUAACUCAAAUAUUCGGGGCCAGGCACUUGUCUCCUACCGAAACGGACGGUGACAUGCUUGGCUACGACCUGUACAGCAGCGCCCUGGCCGACAUCCUGAGCGAGCCGACCAUGCAGCCGCCCAUCUGCGUGGGGCUGUACGCGCAGUGGGGCAGCGGCAAGUCCUUCUUGCUCAAGAAACUAGAAGAUGAAAUGAAGACCUUUGCAGGACAGCAGAUCGAGCCUCUCUUCCAGUUCUCCUGGCUGAUAGUACUGCUGACCCUGCUGCUCUGCGCAGGGCUCGGCUUGCUGUUCGCUUUUACAGUGGACCUGAGUCUUGGAGUAGCAGUAUCGUUGAGCUUCUUGGCUCUCUUAUAUAUAUUUUUUAUUGUCAUUUACUUUGGUGGCCGGAGGGAAGGCGAGAGUUGGAACUGGGCCUGGGUCCUCAGCACCAGGUUGGCGAGGCACAUUGGCUACUUGGAGCUGCUGCUCAAGUUGAUGUUUGUGAACCCGCCGGAGCUGCCGGAACAGACCACGAGGGCUUUGCCCGUGAGGUUUCUGUUUACAGAUUACAACAGGCUGUCGAGCGUAGGCGGAGAAACGUCGAUGGCUGAGAUGAUCGCGACUCUGUCGGACGCUUGUGAGAGAGAGUUUGGCUUUUUGGCAACCAGACUCUUUCGAGUGUUCAAGACUGAAGAUUCGCAGGGCAAAAAGAAAUGGAAGAAAACGUGCUGCCUCCCGUCCUUCGUCAUCUUCCUCUUCCUCUUCGGCUGCAUUAUCGCCGGGAUCGCCCUCCUGGCCAUCUUCAGGGUUGACCCGAAGCAUCUGACCGUGAACGCCGUCCUCAUAUCCAUCGCGUGCCUCGUGGGGCUGGCCCUGGUGCUGAACUGCCGCACGUGGUGGCAGGUGCUGGACUCCCUCCUGAACUCGCAGAGGAAGCGCCUCCACAGCGCCGCCUCCAGACUGCACAAACUGAAAAGUGAAGGGUUCAUGAAGGUUCUCAAGUGUGAAGUGGAGUUGAUGGCCAGGAUGGCGAAGACCAUCGACAGCUUCACUCAGAACCAGACAAGGCUGGUGGUCAUCAUCGACGGCCUGGAUGCCUGUGAGCAGGACAAAGUGCUCCAGAUGCUGGACACUGUCCGAGUUCUGUUUUCAAAAGGCCCAUUCAUUGCCGUUUUUGCAAGUGAUCCACAUAUUAUCAUAAAGGCAAUUAACCAGAACCUCAAUAGUGUGCUUCGUGACUCCAACAUAAACGGACACGACUACAUGCGCAAUAUAGUUCAUUUACCCGUCUUCCUGAACAGUCGCGGACUGAGCAAUGCGAGAAAAUUCCUUGUAACUUCAGCGACAAAUGGGGACAUCCCGUGCGCAGAUACUACAGGGAUGCAGGAGGAUGCCGACAGAAGAGUUUCACAGAACAGCCUCGGAGAGAUGACUAAACUCGGCAGCAAGACAGCCCUUAACAGACGGGACACGUACCGCAGACGGCAGGUGCAGAGGACCAUUACCCGGCAGAUGUCCUUCGACCUCACGAAGCUGCUGGUGACCGAGGACUGGUUCAGCGACAUAAGUCCUCAGACUAUGAGAAGGUUGCUUAACAUUGUCUCUGUGACAGGGCGAUUACUGAGAGCCAAUCAGAUUAGUUUCAAUUGGGACAGGCUUGCUAGCUGGAUCAACCUUACUGAGCAGUGGCCAUACCGAACUUCAUGGCUCAUACUAUAUUUGGAAGAGACUGAAGGGAUUCCAGAUCAGAUGACCCUGAAAACCAUCUAUGAAAGGAUAUCAAAGAAUAUUCCAACAACUAAAGAUGUGGAGCCAUUGCUUGAAAUAGAUGGAGAUGUAAGAAACUUUGAGGUGUUCUUGUCUUCACGGACCCCAGUUCUCGUGGCUCGGGACGUAAAAACCUUCCUGCCGUGCACCGUAAACCUAGACCCCAAACUACGUGAAAUUAUUGCAGACGUGCGAGCUGCCAGGGACCAGAUUAACAUCGGAGGCCUCGCCUACCCCGCGCUGCCUUCGCACGAAGCGCCUCCUAGGCCCCCGUCCGUGUGCUCGUCGUCCACCUCCUUCACCGGGCCCUUCGGAGGGGGGGUUGUGUCCCCGCAGCCGCACAGCAGCUACUACAGCGGGAUGACCGGGCCGCAGCACCCCUUCUACAACAGGCCAUUCUUUGCCCCCUACCUUUACACGCCAAGGUAUUACCCUGGCGGCUCCCAACACCUCAUCUCACGUCCGUCAGUAAAAACGAAUUUGCCCAGAGAUCAAAGCAAUGGCCUAGAAGUUAUCAAGGAGGAUGCUGCUGAGGGGCUGCCUUCGCCCACAGACUCCUUGAGGCCGUGUGCCUCUGGGGUUAACAAGCAAAGGCAGGGGUCGGGCCCAGCCCCGGGAGCGGUGGCGUCACUGAAUUCAAUGACCGUGGAUGCGGUGUGCGAGCGGCUGAAGCAGAUCGAAGGGCUGGACCAGAGCGUGCUGCCGCAGUACUGUGCGACCAUCAGAAAGGCAAACAUAAAUGGCCGUGUGUUAGCUCAGUGUAACAUUGAUGAACUGAAGAAGGAGAUGAAUAUGAAUUUUGGGGACUGGCAUCUUUUUAGAAGCACAGUCCUAGAGAUGAGAAAUGCCGAGGCCCAGGUGGCCCCUGACGACUCGCGGUCGCUUACUGAGAACAGCGGCGGCCCGGUUCCGCACGGCGAGUCUGCCCGUCGCUCUUCCCACAACGAGUUGCCUCACACUGAGCUUUCCGGCCAGACCCCCUACACGCUGAACUUCAGCUUUGAGGAACUGAACGCCCUUGGCCUGGAUGAAGGCGCCCCACGUCACAGUCACCUAAGUUGGCAGUCACAAACUCGCAGAACCCCAAGUCUUUCGAGUCUCAAUUCCCAGGAUUCCAGUAUUGAAAUUUCAAAGCUUACUGAUAAGGUGCAGGCCGAGUAUAGAGAUGCCUAUAGAGAGUACAUUGCUCAGAUGUCUCAGUUAGAAGGGGGCACGGGCUCUGCCACCAUCAGCGGCAGGUCUUCCCCACAUAGCACGUGCUACCUGGGUCAGAGCUCCUCAGGGGGCUCCAUUCACUCUAAUCUAGAACCAGAAAAAGGGAAGGAUAGUGAACCAAAGCCAGAUGAUGGAAGGAAGUCAUUUCUAAUGAAGAGGGGGGACGUUAUCGAUUACUCUUCAUCAGGAGUUUCCACCAAUGACGCCUCCCCCCUCGAUCCUAUCACUGAAGAAGAUGAGAAAUCCGACCAGUCUGGCAGUAAGCUUCUCCCAAGCAAGAAGUCCUCAGAAAGGUCCAGUCUCUUCCAGACAGAUCUGAAGCUUAAGGGAGGUGGACUGCGCUAUCAGAAACUUCCCAGCGAUGAAGAUGAGUCGGGGACGGAAGAAUCAGAUAAUACUCCGCUGCUCAAAGAUGACAAAGAGAAGAAGGGUGAAGGGAAAGUAGAGAGAGUAUCCAAGUCUCCAGAGCACCCGGCUGAGCCGAUGAGAACCUUCAUUAAAGCGAAAGAGUACUUGUCAGAUGCCCUCCUUGACAAAAAGGACUCGUCCGAUUCGGGAGUGAGAUCCAGCGAAAGUUCCCCCAAUCACUCUCUUCACAAUGAAGGGGCCGACGACUCCCAGCUCGAAAAGGCGAAUCUCAUCGAGCUUGAAGACGACGGCCACAGUGGGAAGCGGGGAAUACCGCGUAGCCUGAGCGGCCUGCAAGAUCCCAUUGUUGCUCGGAUGUCCAUUUGUUCCGAAGACAAGAAGAGCCCGUCCGAAUGUAGCUUGAUCGCCAGCAGCCCCGAGGAAAACUGGCCAGCCUGUCAGAAAGCCUACAACCUGAAUCGAACACCCAGCACCGUCACUCUGAACAACAACAGUGCGCCAGCUAACAGAGCCAAUCAGAAUUUUGAUGCAAUGGAAGGUGGGAGGGAGACCCCCCAGGUCCUUCUGCGGCCCGCUUCCAGUCCCACCCCGACUGCCGUUCAGAACGAAAACCUGAGAAGCGUGACGCAGAAGCGAAGCCAACGCCCAAGCUACUCGAGGCUCUCCAAGGGCUCUUCGGAGCUGCUCGCGGCGGCCUCCUCGGACGGCACAGGCUUUGCAGAGGAGAGGGAGAGCGUUCUGUAAGGGGAGAAGGCGCGGGCAGAGGAGCGGCGCUCUACAUCCGUGUGUGCCAUCUCUGUGCGCUUUAUGCACAAAUGAACGAACGGGAAGGCCUUUGAUAAAAGAAACAUGCACGACAACGGAGGAAAGUGCCGGAGAGGGUGGCUCAUCGCUCACCCUCCACCUCUUCGUAAUUAGAAGCGUAGAAACGCCCCACUGUUCUAGCGCCUUUCACGGGCACACGACCCCAUGUUUCUUGUGACAAGACCUAAGUGUAAAGUUAGGUCGGAAACAUUAGAUAUAAAGGGUGUGAUUUGCCAAAGCAGAUGGACAACUAGAGCCUCCUUUUCUCCAGCAUUCCCUCAUCAACCACUCAGAGGAAGACAUGCUGCUAGAUGACCCAGAAGCAGAUUUUGCUCUUACAGGGUAAAAAAUAAGAAUUUAUAGGUUAUGGAGUAGCCCAGAGACUCAAGGUAAAUGCUCUGUAAAUUGAGAACCAGUGUUCUAUAUAAUAGACAAAUUGUUUAAUAAGGGCUUUAAAAAUUGAUAAGCUGAAUGAACAGUGCUCAAAAUAGAGCCCCAGUGACGAGACCUUUUUGAGGUCCUAGGAGAGUGGCCUAGGGGAGGGGCCUGCGGGCACCCCCUCCUCCACAUCCCCCGCCUCCACAGGCACCACCCACCUGCUCAAGAACUCGCGCUGGCCGGCCUGUGGGUCCUUUCCAUCGUGUGCCCAACCCGGCUUAGCCCCGCAGCGAGAGGGAGAAACGUGAAACCUUUCCCUGGAGGAUCAGGGAGGCAGGGGCGAUAAUAGGCACUAAUAAAUAUUCAUGGAUGAGAGAAUGAGGAAAUAAUCACAUCAGAAAGGUCAGUGUCAUGUGACAAAUGACAAGGAAAUAUUUAAUUAGGUAAAACUGAAUGACUGCCUUCUCUACCAGGGCAGAGGGUGUCUGUCUACUUCGUGGAUCCUCGGUUAGCAUGCUAAUCCUGGGGUGGGGGGGGCGGCUAGAAGAAAGGAUAUACUCUUUAAUUAAAAAGUUUAAAAAUGUAACAAAGCAAGGGUAAAAAGCAGAUGAAACUGGCGAGACUUUCCAUUUAUUGUUACCAGGGUUAAGAGAAUGAUCACAUUUAAGUACCGCACGGAUGAGAAAUUGACCUUGUCAUCAUGCGUUGAAUUUUGUUGUUGUUGUUUUCACAUAGCUUAUUUACGUAGAAUUAUUUUUGGCGGUGUAUCCUCAGUACAGAUAGGAUCGUAGAUCGUAGGUGUGCAGCUGCCCAAACCUAGUGUUACCCUCGUGAUGGCUUUCACUGAAUAGACUUUUAUCAAUGUGCUGAAUAAAUUAUUUAGUUGGCCAGUCACUGCAUUAAAUAGUUGCUGUCUGGGGGUUUCACUGCCUCGAUGUCGGAGUGUAAUCCAACAUUUCCUGAAGGUGUGUAUGUGGGGCGACUUUAACACAUGUUUUUAGCCAGUUUAAAAAAGGCAGGAUGUUACUGACAAUUAUAUAUUGCAAUGUUAGCAUUUUAGGAUUUAUAGUGUUUGUCCAUCUGCAAUAUUGUAUAAUGAGUAAUCACUGCAGAGGCCACAUUGUGUUCUCUUUCCGGUGAGUAGAUGCAGCCUAAUAUCACUGUCGUACAUUCUUUACACUUUGUGAAGCUACCCUAGAGUGUUAAGUGUACCAAUAGAUUUAGAAAACAAUAAAAAACAUGGCAUGUUA
This is a messenger RNA of Suricata suricatta (meerkat), 6817 nucleotides long. RefSeq names its product kinase D interacting substrate 220 (gene KIDINS220). Bases 123 to 5129 code for a protein of 1668 amino acids. Gene Ontology annotation, molecular function: protein binding. The transcript is spliced from 29 exons. The record is from RefSeq and is a predicted model, not a curated record. NCBI's taxonomy places the organism in Eukaryota, Metazoa, Chordata, Mammalia, Carnivora, Herpestidae.